AUGCCGGUUCAGUUUCAAUCAUCAGGCGCAACAGCACUAUCGCAAAGCGAUGAACACCUUCGUGAAGAAAUGUUGAAGAAGUUGAUUGAACACAAGCUCUUGGGUCCAAGUCGUCAAGUCAUGGAGCUGAAGCCAGACUCAUUACCAUUACGUGAACUCCCCCCCGGCAACACAUCUUCAUUGUUUUUGAUGUACCUGGCCUACAUGCGACCAUCUGGAGUUGCACCCGCUUCUAAAUCAACAUUUUACGAAGUUGCCAAAGAGUGGCGGGUUUGUCUUCGCUUCAGGCGGCAAUCAGAGCAUUCUAUGUGCGUAGUGUGCCAAACCCUGAAAGCUUCAAUCCAUGAUGCAACAGAUUUCGCAUUGCAUGCCCAGAAGUGCCAAGAGCUGCUGGCCCACUACACGGCACAGUGGCGCGACCGUGAAGUGUACUGGUCCGCUAGAGAUCGGAGUUCCCAGGUUGGUGACCUUCUGACAUGCAUUGUUGACUCCUUUGACAGAUCCAAGCUGUACCUACCGAAGUUCCCAUACAACAGGGUGCCAAAGCGGCCAGUGUACCAAACAUGCUUGAGAGUGUCGCUCACAUUGACGGCAGUCUUGUGCCAUGGGCAGGGCUGUUGGAUGUAUUUGGCUGCCGCUGAGGGAAUUGGGUGCGGCUCAAGUUGGAAUUGGGAAUGUGUGAUGCGAUCAUUGGAAAAGGUGUGGGUCAGGACCAGAGCCAAGAGCUCUCCAUUUCCUGCAGAGUUCUGGCUACAGUGUGACAACACCGUAAAGGAAUUCCGGAAUCAAUAUGGAUCCCGCGUACUAUCUGCAUUGGCCCAGGGAAGCUACUUUGCAUCCUGCACUGAAGCCCACCUUCGGGUGGGUCACACUCACGAAGAUAUAGAUGCCCUGUUCAGCAUAGUGACCUCAGCUAUACGAUCAGCGCCAGCAAGCUCCUUGCAAACACCCAGGGAUUUGCAGAGGUUGAUAGAUGCCCGAAUGUCUCCAAUUUUCGCUGCAAAAAAUCUAGCUUGGGGCAUUGAGAUCAUGGAUACUGUCAGAGAUUGGGUUUCCUUUGUGCCAGACCGGGUUACCUUUCGAAAUGCUUUCCGUGCCCGGAAACUCAAGUAUGGCCAUGAUGAUGAUGAGGAUCCUCGGAAGCCACUUCCCCAAACGUUCACCUUUGUACCACGAACAGGGCUUCCUGAUCAAGGGCAAGGGCUUGAACUUUCACAGCGUGUCCCUCGUGAUAUGAGGGCUCCUGACCAUGGGAGGUCUCCAGAUGAUGUUUUUUGCUUGGUGAAGGAGUCGAUGGCAGCAAGAUCAUUGUCACAAAUACCAUUGCUAGUGUUUCCAGCAAGCCUUUUGCCUUCGACCCAGCAGUGCUUUUUGGAUGCAAACAGUGCAAGGUGCCCAUUGCGAUCAUGGAAAAUUCAGGCUGAAAGAUGGGAUGAGCUGCGCGCCCUUAGACGUGCCAUCCAAUUUGACUUCCCGCACCUUGCCAGGGCGGCGGGGUGGUAUGAGCAGCUUCUCGUCACUCCAGAGGCAACGCCACAAUUUGAUCGGGUUCCUCAAUUGUCGUUUUUGAGGCAUGCAUCUGCCCGUCAACAGGACUGGCAUGCGUUUCAGUUGCGGGGCAACCCACCGGCUCCGAAGCCACAUGAGCUGCAGGUGGUUUUCCACAGGGCACGCUAA
Molecule: messenger RNA, 1677 nt
Organism: Durusdinium trenchii
Lineage: Eukaryota; Dinophyceae; Suessiales; Symbiodiniaceae
Source: the annotation of a GenBank genome assembly